Messenger RNA from Neoarthrinium moseri, 621 nucleotides. RefSeq lists its product as uncharacterized. The record is from RefSeq and is a predicted model, not a curated record. The transcript is spliced from 2 exons. Lineage: Eukaryota; Fungi; Ascomycota; Sordariomycetes; Amphisphaeriales; Apiosporaceae. Bases 1 to 621 code for a protein of 206 amino acids.
AUGAUCCUCGAAGAAGAUCCCGCCGCCCUGAUCCGGCACACGAUCCACAACUUCAACAUCGCGCCGGACCGCAACGCCGUGUCGCGCGUGCAGGACUCGCUGAGCACGCUGCAGUCGGCGCGCGACCUGCGGCUGGGCGAGUCGGCGGCCCAGCUCAAGAAGCUGACGCGCACGCUGGCGACGCUGUCGGCGCAGCACGACGAGCUGGUGGGCGCGCACUCGUCCACGGCGCACGCCUCCGAGAUCGCCCGCCUCGACACGCAGAAGUUCCGCACCGCCAAGGCCUGCUCCGACCUCGAGAUGGAGGGCGAGCGCCUCGCCGGCACCGCCGCCGACCUGGCCGCCCGCCUGGCCGAGCUCGAGGCCCAGGGCGUCGAGGGUGACGCCGCCGACGCCGCCCGCCGCAAGGACCCCGUCGAGGACGAGGUCCUGCUGCGCCUCAAGGUCUACCGCAGCCUCGGCAUCGACAUCGAGCGCGACGCCAAGGACGGCGGCAACGGCGAGUUCACCCGCGCCGUCGUCCGCAACGAUCGGAAGGGCGAUGUGCACGUCGUCAACAUGGACAAGAACUUCUCGCGCUUCUUCUACGCCAACUAUUUCUGGAGUUCCAUGGGGGAUUGA